This is a messenger RNA of Rhizoctonia solani, 1044 nucleotides long. RefSeq lists its product as uncharacterized. The record is from RefSeq and is a predicted model, not a curated record. NCBI's taxonomy places the organism in Eukaryota, Fungi, Basidiomycota, Agaricomycetes, Cantharellales, Ceratobasidiaceae. The coding region runs from base 1 to 1044 and encodes 347 amino acids. The transcript is spliced from 13 exons.
AUGAUCUUUUCGGCUGUAUUUGAUAGGGAUCCGGCUUAUACCCACAUACUUAAUAGCUUGGGAAUCCUUGUUGCCUUAACGCUGAGCUUCCUCACUUCCAAGUCCAAUCGUCCCACCUGGUUCAAGAUAUACGUUGUCAUUACAAAUCUACUGACUGCGGGGCAGACGGUUACUCAUACAAUGCAGGCAUUUGAGUGUAUUGAUUCUAUUCCUCCUCGAGCCGAGGUGAGAUCUCUUUACUGUGCGAUGCUGGAGAAUCUACCAGCAACGCAUAUUGAUGACCGUUCCGUUGUUGGUAUUGUGGAUGACUCGCUAGUUUCUGCAAUCAUGAUUGGCACCUUUCUUUUAAAAGCACUUGCUCAUCCGCCUACAGGACCGGCACUUGAUAUCUACUUCUCGAAUGUCGUAUGGUCAUUCAGUUCCCUGGCGUUUGACGCUAUUACCACCCUCAGCACUAUAUUUUAUUUUUACCGAAUUCGUAAAGAUCUAAACGCAAAUCAAGGCGCUCUGUUCGUUGUUUGGCAGGUUCUAUGGGCCUCAGCAGCCCCUCCCUUGAUACUGAUCUUCAUCAAUAUUAUCGACACUUAUGCGGUUUCGGGUGGGGGAGGACUAAUUGGAGUUAUCGCAACGGCCAUGAUGGGUAAGGGUAAUGUCAGUCAUUUACCUGAGCAAUCUGGGCUUAUUCGAGCGAUAGGAAAGUCUUGGUUUUAUCACUCAUGGUCAAUGUUGUCGGACGGACGCUACUUUCACAGACAAAGUCGCAUUCGUCAGCAAUUUGAACGACGCUGGGCUACCCCUACGCCCGGUAAAUCAUGGAUGCAAAAGCGACCCAAUCAAACUGGUGAAGCUACCGAUUGGCCGACGAUCCAUGUAACUGUACAUGCUGAAACAAUCGAACUCGCGACCAUACGAAACUGGCGUCAAGUAAUGCCGAGCAUGAAAAGUCUAUCAAGAGCAACCGGGGGUAUCUAUCUCACGACUAUGGCUAGCCUAAAAUGUGACAAAUGGAAGCUUGCCAUCCUGUGCCUAAUAAAUAAUUACUGA